Molecule: messenger RNA, 1159 nt
Organism: Drosophila miranda
Lineage: Eukaryota; Metazoa; Arthropoda; Insecta; Diptera; Drosophilidae
Product: ATP-binding cassette sub-family A member 17-like
Exons: 5
Coding region: 25-1149 (374 amino acids)
Biological process (GO): transmembrane transport; lipid transport
Cellular component (GO): membrane; intracellular membrane-bounded organelle
Molecular function (GO): lipid carrier activity; ABC-type transporter activity; ATP binding
Source: RefSeq, a predicted model, not a curated record
AUAUUGGCACUGAUCGGCUCAUCUAUGUUGUUUUAUAUCCUACUCUUGCUUCUUGCGCGUGGAUCCUUUUGCAAGAGACGAAAAAGACGUACAGGUGGCGAAUAUACCGAUUAUUGCGAUUUGCAGGGAAUGACCCAAAAUGAGCUGAGAAACCAUACUCUUCUUUUGGAAAAUGUUGUAGUAAAGUACCAGAAUAGUCCAGUCAAAGACGUCACAAUUGGACUCAAGCCAAUGGAUGUUCUUGGAUUAGUUGGCGAGAGGUCUGGAAAGACUAGUAUUAACAAAGUAAUUGUAUCGGAAAUCAAGCUAUCUUCGGGACGAGUUCUAGUCAAAGGAAUCGACGUUCACAAUAGAAAAAUAAACCGAUACAAGGCCUACAAAUAUAUGGGCUACUGUCCCCAAAAGGAUUAUUUUGAGCCCAAAUUUACGGGUCGAGAAAAUUUAAAAAUGUUCUGUCUUAUACGUGGCAUAAGAUCGGAUAAAGUGCGAGAAGUAUCCGAAGAACUGGCCGAAAACCUUAACUUUCGGGAGCACUUACAAAAAUCAUCCAAGAAGUAUACGGUCAGUGAUAAGCGGAAGCUGAGCACAGCAAUAGCAGUGAUAGGAACACCGCCACUUAUCAUUUUGGAUGAGCCAACCGCUGGAGUGGAGAAGGCCCAUCGAUCGGAUGUUUUGGAUGUGCUGAAGAGUGUCAACGAAUGUGGCAGCACAAUAUUGUUAUCUUCAAACAACAUAGAAGAUUUUCAAUCUCUAUGCAAUCGAAUGGCAUUGCUGAAACGGGGAAAGGUAGUUGGAAUCGGGUCUGUUGAAAGUUUUCGAAAUAGUUUAACGCCGGGACUGAUUCUAAUGGUAAAAAUCAGACCUCAUGCGAUAAUUCAAAGUGUAAGAAAUGUACGAUUGCAACCAAGCGAGCAAGAAAUAGUUAGUAACAUAACAACAUUCCUGUUGCACACUUUUAAAAGCGUUUAUUUGCUAGAGCAAUUGCAAGGAGAUCUUUUGUAUUACAUACACAACACUACGAUUCCACUCGCCGAUGCCUUCAAAAUAAUAGAGCAAAACCGACACGGGCUUUUUAUUUCGGACUUCCUUUUAAAACACGAAAACAUGGAACUGACCUUUGUUGCUCAAAAUUUUCGAAUUCUUAAAUAAAUGAUAAUUU